AUGCAACUAUCUUGUUAUAUUUUUAUUUUUAUCAUAUCAUUUUCAUCCAUCUUUGGAUUUGAUAAUCAUUAUACAUUAAAUGAUUUAUUACAAGGAAAAUUACCAAGAACCAAACGUGAUAUAUUAAAUUAUCUUAAUAUUAUGGAUUUUGAAUGGGUACAAAAAUUUUUAGAAAAACUUUUAGGUGAUUUGUAUGUUGAUUUAUCAGAGAAUGAUAAAUUUAUGGAAACAUAUAUUUUACCAGAAGAAGAAAAUCAGAAUAGUGAUGAAAAAGAAUUUUUACCAACAACUUUAAAAAUGGAAAAGACUAAUGUUAUAACAACAACAGAGAAACCAAUAAAAUUGAAAAAUACAAUAAAAUCCACAAAAACAAAAAAUGUUAAAAAUAUGAUGACUAAAAUAAUAACAAGCACUGGUAUGCCCUUUUUAGGAACAACAACAACUAGAAAAGUGCAAGUACUAGAGAAAAAUAAUCCCUAUAAAAUAAUAACACCAACAUUUAAAAAUAGCCAUUCAUUACUUAGAACAGGGGCUAUAAAAGAAGAUAACAAAACUAUUAAUACAACACCAAUACCAAUAGAUUUAGCUGAAUUUUGUGUUACAAAAUGUGAAAUUUCACAUGAUUAUAAUGAUAAUGAAAAAUUGAUAAAAUAUGCAAAUAUUUAUAAUUCAGAACCUGAAGAAAUAUUAAAAGGAUUAUUAAAAGAAAGUCAAAUUAUUGAAAAACAAAUGUUACCAGUAAAACAUAAAAAUGUUGAUAGUGAAGUUGUUCAUUUUACCAUGAAUAUUUUGAGAUCAUUUAAACCAUUAAGAAGUUUAGUUAUAGGUGUUUUUACAGGUUACUCAACAAUAGCUAUCUCAUUAAUGUCACAUUUUGAUGGUAUUGUUAUUGGUCUUGAAGAUCCUGAAUUAAUUGAUUACUGGGAGGCUGUUGGAAAAAAAGCAUCACAUAAUUUAAGAUUAACUGAAAGAAUACAAAUUCGUGCAACAGAUUCUGUUGAAAGAGAAUUACAUAAAUUAGUACAAUAUGAACCAACAACAUUUGAUUUUAUAUUACUAGAUGAUUUUAAGUACGGAAAUUAUUUAGUAGAUUAUGAGAUGGCUGUAAAUAUUUUAAGAAGUGAUGGUAUUUUAAUAAUAACAAGUUCUUUUGCAAAUAAAAUAUUAAGUAAAAACAUAAAUGAAAUGACUGAUGAUGAUAAAAUUAUUCGUGCUUUAAAUCAUAGAAUUAAAAAUGAUAAUAGAAUUGUAUCAACAUUACUUCCAAUAUCCGAUGGAACAUGGUUUAUUGUUAAAAAAUAA
Messenger RNA from Strongyloides ratti, 1302 nucleotides. Its product is annotated as O-methyltransferase, family 3-containing protein. Gene Ontology annotation, molecular function: S-adenosylmethionine-dependent methyltransferase activity; O-methyltransferase activity. The coding region runs from base 1 to 1302 and encodes 433 amino acids. NCBI's taxonomy places the organism in Eukaryota, Metazoa, Nematoda, Chromadorea, Rhabditida, Strongyloididae. The transcript has 4 exons. The record is from RefSeq and is a predicted model, not a curated record.